AUGGCCAACGUGGAUGCCCAAGAUGAAGAAGCGGAAGAAGUGCCAUGCCUUUUGCUGAACUGUUCUCGAACCAUGAUGGUCCGAGUCCAAAUCCACCAAAUCUUGAGUGUCGAUCUUCAUGAGGAGACCUUCACGUUGGAGUUUGAUGCCUUUUUCAGGUGGCAAGACCCGCGGCUCAGGAACUGGCAGACUCGACUUUGGUUGCCUGAAAGCAGCACAUUGAAAGGCCAAAAGACCUGCAAAAGCCAUGGUCGUUGCCUUUGCAAGCGAGGCAGAGGUGUUUGCAGUGGUUUGCCCUUCGUGGAAGGAAUCUUUAGGGAGGCCAAGGACAGCUACAUCAAAGUCGAUGGCUGUGAUGAAGAAAUGGUGGACGCGUACAUUGCGAAAGAAGAGCCAAACUUUGAAGAUUUCGGCAAUGUCUUUGGUGAGAAGAGCAGCCUCGUGAGUUUUAGCAAGCUUAUGGAGGAACCUCUUGUGCUCACCGAGCACCAGCGGUUGACCAAUGGAACUGUGGGGGAGGUGAUCCUAUUCCGCAAGAUGCGUGCUACCUUCAAGGAGAAUAUGGAGCUCAAGCAUUUUCCGUUGGAUCGCCAGCUGCUCCAAUUCGCCAUCACAGCAAGCGUGCCUUCUUCCAUCAUGGUCUUAGAGGUCGACGAGAAGUUCAAAUCAAUCUGCCGCGUCGACCAAAUUGCAGAAUAUGUCGUUGACAAGGAACAGCAGAAGGAGAGCACUUUGACAAAGAAAAAGACGACUGGAAAUGCUGCUGGCAAAGAGUACUCACAGCUCAAGGCAACUGUUCACCUUGAGCGGAAGCCAGGCAAAUACUUUGUCAACAUUGUUGUGAUGCUCUAUCUCCUCAUAUUUGCUUCUUUCGGCACCUUUAUGAUUGACGUCGAUAGCCCGGGAGAUCGUAUCUCCAUCAUCAUCACGUUCGUCCUGACGAUUAUGGCAUUGAAAUACGUGAUUAACGAUCAACUUCCUGGGAAGGACUACCAGACGUGGCUUGAUCUCUACUUGCUUUCUUCCUACAUUUUUCUCAUCGUUCCAGCUGUCGAGCUGCUGAUCUUGAAGGCUGUGUGUCCAAGCUCAGACUUUCAAGAAGUGGAAUCAGCGCAUGACAAGGUCCAGUUUCUUGAUAUGAUGUUUGCCUACAUCCUGUUUGGUGUAUGGAACGCCUUUCACAUUGUGCUGCUUGUUCUGUACUCGUGCAAUUCUACUUGCCUUCAUCAAGAUUGGGAAGAGGUGCGGAAGCAACAAGAUGACAAGGAGUGUGACAGCUGCUGGCUCACAGAAUCUGGUGGCUGCGAGCGGGUGCUCUUCGAGACUGCGCUCUCGUUGUGGCAGAUGUGUGAUGGAUUGGACUACAGGGUGUUCAGUUGCGCGGAUUCGGACAAUGAGAGCAGCAGUUCAACCUGA
Durusdinium trenchii is the source of this 1416-nucleotide messenger RNA. NCBI's taxonomy places the organism in Eukaryota, Dinophyceae, Suessiales, Symbiodiniaceae. The record is from the annotation of a GenBank genome assembly.